Messenger RNA from Knipowitschia caucasica, 678 nucleotides. The record is from the annotation of a GenBank genome assembly. NCBI's taxonomy places the organism in Eukaryota, Metazoa, Chordata, Actinopteri, Gobiiformes, Gobiidae.
AUGCGGCUGCUGCUGCUGCUGUGUCUGCUGCUGCCGGCUACCUCCCACUUUAUACCCCGCUUCCUCCGGGCUCCCCAGGACCAGACCGGGAUCUCUGGUGGAGUGGUGUCAUUUGUGUGUCACGCAUUUGGCGAGCCAAAGCCUCGUGUCACCUGGAUGAAGAAGGGCAAGAAAGUCACCUCCCAGCGCUUUGAGCUGCUGGGAGACCUGCUCAGGGCGCCGCGCUCCAUCGUUUUGAACUUUCUCCGGUUUGACAUAAAAGAGAUGAUCCUGAAGAAGGCUUGGCAGAAACGUCUGAAAAUUGAGGGAAAACCACUUUUCUUUGACCAAGACUACGCGUACGAAGUAGUUCAACAACGCAAAGCGUAUGGAGGCAUAAAGAAAGUGCUGAAAGAAAACGAUAUCAGAUUUCAGACGCCAUUAACUAAGAUUAAAAUCCACUGGACUGAUGGUCCCAAGACCUACGGGAAUCCACACGAAGCAGCAGAAGAGAUGCAGGAGAGGGGACUGGAGGUAACGACCAGGGCAGCGGAGGAAGGUGAGGACGCGAUGGAGAGUCGUAUGCAGCGAGUUUUCCCCUGGAUGAAGGUGCGAGACACGCCGGGCAGAAGGAGCGACCCGAGUCAAAGAGCGAGGGAGAGGCUGCAGGAGUUUCGGAGACAAAGUGAAGAGAAAUAA